Molecule: messenger RNA, 2925 nt
Organism: Rangifer tarandus platyrhynchus (Svalbard reindeer)
Lineage: Eukaryota; Metazoa; Chordata; Mammalia; Artiodactyla; Cervidae
Source: the annotation of a GenBank genome assembly
AUGGCAACACAGGCGUACGUUACUGAGUUACAGGCGGCCCCGCAACCAUCCCAGCCACCACAGGCUCCGCCACAAGCCCAGCCGCCACCGCCGCCCUCCGCGGCACCCCAGCCCCCCCAGCCCCCCGCCACCGCCGCCACCCCCCAGCCCCAGUAUGUCACCGAGCUGCAGAAUCCGCAGCCCCAGGCGCAGCCACCGGGCAGCCAGAAGCCGUAUGUGACAGAGCUCCCGGCUGCCCCCACGCCCUCGCAGCCGGCCGGCGCACCCACCCCGUCCCCGGCGUCCCAGCAGUACAUCGUGGUCACCGUCUCCGAGGGUGCCAUGCGGGCCAGCGAGACUGUGUCGGAGGCCAGCCCGGGCUCCACAGCUAGCCAGACCGGAGUCCCUACUCAGGUGGUUCAGCAGGUGCAGGGCACCCAGCAGCGGCUACUGGUCCAGACAAGCGUGCAGGCCAAGCCGGGCCACGUGUCACCCCUCCAGCUCACCAACAUCCCGGUGCCCCAGCAGGCUCUCCCCACGCAGCGUCUGGUAGUGCAGAGCACAGCCCCGGGCGCCAAGGGUGGCCAGGUCUCCCUGACGGUGCACGGCACCCAGCAAGUGCACUCACCCCCCGAGCGGUCACCAGUGCAGGCCAACAGCUCCUCCAGCAAGACGGCUGGGGCCCCCACGGGCACGGUGCCGCAGCAGCUGCAAGUCCAUGGCGUCCAGCAGAGUGUCCCCGUCACCCAAGAGAGGUCAGUGGUUCAGGCCACUCCACAGGUGCCCAAAGCUGGCCCCGUGCAGCAGCUCACGGUGCAAGGACUCCAGUCUGUCCAUGUGGCUCAAGAGGUGCAGCAACUCCAGCAGGUGCCAGUCUCACACGUGUAUCCCAGCCAAGUGCAGUACGUGGAGGGCGGUGAUGCCAGCUACACGGCGAGUGCCAUCCGCUCCAGCACCUACUCCUACCCGGAGACGCCACUGUACCCGCAGACGGCAAGCACCAGCUACUAUGAGGCCGCGGGCACGGCUGCCCAGGUCAGCACCCCUGCCACUUCCCAGGCGGUGGCCAGCAGCGGCUCUGUGCCCAUGUACGUGUCUGGCAGCCAGGUUGUCGCCAGCUCCACCAGCAGUGGGAGUGCAGCCAGCAGCGGCGGCAGUGGCAGUGGCAGCGGCGGCAGCGGCGGGGGUGGUGGGGGCGGGGGUGGCAGCAGCGGCGGCGGCGGCAGCAGCGGCGCAGGCACCUACGUGAUCCAAGGCGGCUACAUGCUGGGCGGUGCCAGCCAGUCCUACUCCCACACCACCCGUGCCUCACCAGCCACCGUGCAGUGGCUCCUGGACAACUACGAGACGGCCGAGGGCGUGAGCCUGCCGCGGAGCACCCUGUACUGCCACUACCUGCUGCACUGCCAGGAGCAGAAGCUGGAGCCCGUCAACGCCGCCUCCUUCGGCAAGCUCAUCCGCUCCGUCUUCAUGGGCCUGCGCACCCGUCGCCUAGGCACCAGGGGCAACUCCAAGUACCACUACUAUGGCCUGCGCAUCAAGGCCAGCUCGCCCCUGCUGCGGCUGAUGGAGGACCAGCAGCACAUGGCCAUGCGGGGCCAACCCUUCUCCCAAAAACAGAGGCUGAAACCCAUCCAGAAGAUGGAGGGCAUGACCAACGGUGUGGCCGUGGGGCCACAGCAGGCCACUGGACUCUCGGACAUCAGCGCCCAGGUCCAGCAGUACCAGCAAUUUCUGGAUGCCUCGAGAAGCCUCCCUGACUUCUCAGAGCUUGAUCUCCAGGGCAAAGUGCUGCCCGAGGGCAUCGGACCUGGGGACAUCAAGGCCUUCCAGGUCCUAUACCGGGAACACUGUGAGGCCAUCGUCGAUGUCAUGGUGAACCUGCAGUUCACACUGGUGGAAACGCUCUGGAAAACCUUCUGGAGGUACAACCUGAGCCAGCCCAGCGAGGCGCCGCCGCUGGCUGUGCAUGAUGAGGCUGAGAAGCGGCUGCCCAAGGCCAGCCUGGUGCUCCUCUCCAAGUUCGAGCCUGUGCUGCAGUGGACCAAGCACUGUGACAACGUGCUGUACCAGGGCCUGGUGGAGAUCCUCAUCCCUGACGUGCUGCGGCCCAUCCCCAGUGCCUUGACCCAAGCGAUCCGGAACUUUGCCAAGAGCCUGGAGAGCUGGCUCACCCACGCCAUGGUGAACAUCCCCGAGGAGAUGCUGCGGGUGAAGGUGGCAGCGGCCGGCGCCUUCGCGCAGACCCUGCGUCGCUACACGUCGCUCAACCACUUGGCACAGGCGGCGCGCGCUGUGCUGCAGAACACCGCGCAGAUCAACCAGAUGCUGAGCGAUCUCAACCGCGUGGACUUCGCCAACGUGCAGGAGCAGGCCUCGUGGGUGUGCCGCUGCGAGGACCGCGUGGUGCAGCGACUGGAGCAGGACUUCAAAGUGACGCUGCAGCAGCAGAACUCACUGGAGCAGUGGGCGGCUUGGCUGGAUGGCGUCGUGAGCCAGGUGCUCAAGCCCUACCAGGGCAGCGCCGGCUUCCCCAAGGCCGCCAAGCUCUUCCUCCUCAAGUGGUCAUUCUACAGCUCUAUGGUGAUCCGGGACCUGACCCUGCGCAGCGCCGCCAGCUUCGGCUCCUUCCAUCUCAUCAGGCUGCUCUAUGAUGAGUACAUGUACUACCUGAUCGAACAUCGUGUGGCCCAGGCCAAGGGCGAGACCCCCAUCGCGGUCAUGGGCGAGUUCGCCAAUCUGGCCACUUCUCUGAACUCCCUGGACCCGGACAAAGACGAGGAGGAGGAGGAAGAAGAGGAGAGCGAGGAUGAGCUGCCGCAGGACAUCUCUCUCGCGGCUGGCAGCGAGUCGCCCGCGCUGGGCCCCGAGGCUCUGGAGCCACCGGCCAAGCUGGCGCGGACAGACGCGCGCGGCCUCUUCGUGCAGGCACUGCCCUCCAGCUAA